AUACUUGGCAAUAGGCACCCUGCAACGCACAGCGUUACUCAGUCAUUACCUAAGGUAUACCCACCUAGUACUGACGUUACGUGCUACUACCGUUAACUACUAUACUUCGUACCUACCUAGUCGGUUGAUGCACAUCAGCCGCUGCUGCAACAUAUUGUGCCAGUUACCUGUCAGCAGAAGCUUCGUCAUUGACAAUCAACGCCUCCAUUUGAAGAGCAAAAUACAAGAUAGCUAAGUGCCUGGGGCUUGACAUACCUUCUCGAUGAUAGCUUUCUGCGCAGUACGGCGGCGCACGCGUUGGCUCAGCGUCGUGGUGCCUACUCGGCAGAUUCGAGCGGCGUCGCAGGAUUCAAUCGCUGAGACAGUACGUCCACUGGUUUACGACUUGCACGAACCAUCCCGACCAAAAACAGACAAGCACCGACACCCUAUAAUCUUUCUGCAUGGCCUAUUCGGUUCUAAGAAGAACAACAGGGGGAUCAGCAAGGCUCUCGCUCGCGAUCUCGGCCGAUAUGUGUACGCCCUGGAUCUCAGGAAUCACGGUGAAUCACCUCAGAGCUCCCGGCACGACUAUCUGGCCAUGGCCGAUGACGUCUCAGCUUUCAUUGAAGAUCAUGGCCUCACCGACACGACAAUCAUUGGUCACUCCAUGGGAGCUAAAACCGCCAUGACGCUCGCCCUGCGCUCGCCUAAUGCUGUUGCCAACAUAGUUGCUGUCGACAAUGCCCCUGUCGAUGCUGCUCUUAGGAAUGAUUUUUCGCAUUACAUUCGAGGCAUGGAAAAGAUUCAGACGGCCGGUGUCACACGACAGGCCCAGGCGGACCAGAUACUGCAAAAAUACGAGGAGUCACUACCGAUCCGUCAAUUCUUGCUCGGGAACCUUUAUCGCCCACCUGGAGAACAAGCUCAGCAGUUCCGUAUCCCGCUCAGCAUCCUUGCACGGUCUCUGGGUCACCUGGGCGACUUCCCCUUCAAGGAUCCGCGCGAGCGUCGAUUUGAGAAGCCCGCCUUGUUCAUUCGCGGGACGAAGAGCACAUAUGUGCCAGACGAUGUGCUACCUGUUACUGGGCAAUUCUUCCCUCUGUUUCGGGUUGCUGAUAUCGAUGCUGGCCAUUGGCUGAUUUCGGAGCAACCGGAGGCCUUUCGACAGGUCGUGGUUGACUUUUUGCGCGACACCGAAUAGCUCUCGACCGGCCAUGCCCAAUUAAAUAGCAAAGCCCAAAGCAUGCACCGGCGUAGCGUCAUAUAAAUCCCACAAGCACUGGCGGUAAUUUUCGAGCCUGUGUCGAGAUAGCUUUGAUUGCUAAACAUGAGAUUUACUGCAUGUGAGGUAUUCCAUGCCGAGGUGGAGCAGAAGCACCGGCUCUGCUGCUGGCGUGCUGUGGCUGAGAAUUGGCCGCCAACAGUGUCCAAAAGCGCGUACUUGACUCGUGGGCUCCUUCCGAGACGGCUGGUCAUUCUGGGUCACCGGAGCAAAGCUCGACCCGAUGGGCGUCGAUUCUCGAAUAUGCACUCAAGGGGCUGUGGAUCAUCUCGGGGAUGCCAGCAGCACCUCGUGCCGAUUGCGCAUUGCGUCACGAGCAUAGAUAUGCAUAGGACAAUGUAGAACCCUUUUACCAUUUCAUGGGGACAUUACCGUAGCCCCCAACCGC
Molecule: messenger RNA, 1652 nt
Organism: Purpureocillium takamizusanense
Lineage: Eukaryota; Fungi; Ascomycota; Sordariomycetes; Hypocreales; Ophiocordycipitaceae
Exons: 6
Coding region: 263-1183 (306 amino acids)
Cellular component (GO): mitochondrion
Source: RefSeq, a predicted model, not a curated record